AUGACGCGCGUAGUCAGCGAUAACAGCAGAGUCAACGGCACGAGCUGGGAUUCCAGCGAGGUCCCGGGGAUGGACAGAACGCGAGCCAAGUCUUCAAGGGCCAUCUUGAGGAACGACACAGAGAGUGGGGACCAGCAGAAGCCGCAGACUGUGCCCAGCCAGAGGGCUGGGAGCAGCAUGGAGCUGAGGACUGAGGCCACCUUACCUGGGCGCUCGAGCGUGAGGAGCAGGGGACGCUGGGAGAUUCUGAACAAUUCUGUUCUCGGGCCCUUCAGGAGUGAACUGAAAGAUGGGAAAGAACGAGACUUUCAGGUGACAUUUGAAGCAUCGGCUGGCCAAUUAGCUCCUGUGAGACAGAGCUCUUCUCUUACCAGGAGGACCGUGGCAGUACUAAGUGCCCGGGAACGGAUGCCCCAUGGCAGGUGGUGGUUACAGCGCAUCCCCCACAUCCGGGUCCCUGAAGACGCCGGCGGUAGAGCCGGAAGGAGGUGGACUUCACUGCCGUCCAGCAGUGACGCGCGGUGGGAGGCGUCCUCCGAACGCCCGGUGGGAGGCGUCCUCCGCCACACACCUGGAGUAGGGCCGAGGCUCAGAGAGAGGCUUCCGGGGAGAGUCAUGACCCGGAGCCUCACAGGAGGCCGAGACCAGCCCUGCAGCAAAGAAGCAGCGAUGGGGUGGCUGACCAGCUGGCGGCCAGGGGUGCUGUCGUCUGUGCGGCUGCGGAAAUCAGCAGCAACCCUGUGA
Molecule: messenger RNA, 744 nt
Organism: Rangifer tarandus platyrhynchus (Svalbard reindeer)
Lineage: Eukaryota; Metazoa; Chordata; Mammalia; Artiodactyla; Cervidae
Source: the annotation of a GenBank genome assembly